AUGACGACUUUUGGCAAGCUAGAAAAAUACGACAAUAAGGAGCCCUGGUUAUCCUACACGGAAAGAGUUGACGCGUUCUUCAAUGCAAACGGCAUCGAAGACGACGAGAAGAAGAAAUGGAUCUUCUUAUCAACCGUCGGGACCAGCACUUACGCGACAGUCCGGAGUCUGCUAGCUCCUGCGAAGCCAAAAGAAAAGAAGUACAAGGACCUCAUGACUACCUUGAACAGUCACUUCAGCCCUCCACCGUCGGCGGAAGCAGCGGAACGCAACGCGACCGAGAUACAAAGAGGCCACGUGGACGCGACCACUUCGGGAAACCAAGAAGGUACCACUAAUCAUCUCAAGUUCCCCAGAAAGAAAAAUGGUCAACAGGGACCUAAAGGUCAAAAAUGGAAGGAUCCAAAGGCCACAGCAAAAAAGAAGCCAGGACCACAAGAUAAAGCAAGUGCCUGCAUUCAUUGUGGUUCCCGGGAUCACAAGCCCCCGGAGUGUCCCCACAUCAACACAAAGUGCUACAACUGCGAAAAAGUUGGACAACUGGCAAGUUGCUGUUUGUCAAAGACUGAUAAACCAAAGAAGCAGUCCACAAAACAAGUGAACGUGCUGGAAUCAGUUGGUGGACCGUCCGAGUACUACUUGCAUGCAUUGCAAGCAAACUCAACUGUGAAACCAAUCACGGUAACAUUCAUGGUAAAUGGACUUCCAAUUGAGAUGGAGCUAGAUUCAGGAUCCCCCGUCUCGCUGAUCUCCGAGGAUACAUACCUGAGCCAUCAGAGAAGUUUGCCUAGACCAGCUGAAACAGACAUCAAGCUCAAAUGCAUCCGUGGACCCAUUCCUCUACAAGGAACUUUGACUGUAAACGUUGCGGUGCAUUCAAAGGACCACCGGUGCAUGUGGACGUUCUACCCGACGCCCAACCACGGUACUACAGAGCCCGCUCAGUACCAUAUGCACUGA
Ixodes scapularis (black-legged tick) is the source of this 960-nucleotide messenger RNA. RefSeq lists its product as uncharacterized. The transcript is spliced from 3 exons. Gene Ontology annotation, molecular function: nucleic acid binding; zinc ion binding. The coding region runs from base 1 to 960 and encodes 319 amino acids. The record is from RefSeq and is a predicted model, not a curated record. Lineage: Eukaryota; Metazoa; Arthropoda; Arachnida; Ixodida; Ixodidae.